AUGCUAGUAAAUAGCUUGAUUGAUCAAUAUUUGAAUACGCAGGAUGCUGACCUAAAAUACAUGGCUCUCCGCCAGGAUAUAAGGAUUGAAAGCGUUGAAGAUUUGCAACUUUUGGUUGGCAAAGUGUUGUUGCCGAUUUUAACCACAGAAUGCAACAGUGAAAUUGUUAAUUUAGUCUCAUUUCAAGUCUUCCCAGGCGCUGUCUCAAAGUUGGUAACAAGUGGGAACUUGACGAAGAACGAAACACAAAGUUCCUGGUUUGAUAACGUUGUUGUUUUACCAUUAAUCCAAAAUACCGAAAAUAACAGGAGCAAUUUCGCAAGGCAAACGUUAAGAAACAUUCUUAAGACCAUCCUAGAAAUGAAAUUGAAUGAAUUAAAAUAUUGUAAUGAUGAGAAAUCGAUUGAAAUUUUGCUAAAGCACAUGGAAAAGAUAGAGAACUCUCACGAUAUCGGUAUGAACUACCUUAUUGUUUGGGAAAUUUUGAAUCUUUUGAUUCAGUUAUACUAUAACAAUGGUGCAAACAUGUGCAAACAGGUUUUCGUCAGCAUAUUAAAAUUAUGCUCUGGCGAAGGAGAUUUGACAGAAACGAUGAAAUAUGUCUUGGAAAACAGUAUGAAAGUUGUGGAACGUCGUACGUUAUACGAUGAAGAUGUCAUGUUUCUUCUGCAGAAUAAGAAUAUAUUGGAAAUCGUUUCAAGUGUGUGGUACCAGCUGAGUUUUAUUGUCUCGGACAUCUUCGAGAACAAUAUCCUUCCCUUUUUACAGCUCCCGGAUGAUCUAAGAGAUGAGCAGAAGGAAGAAAUCAUACUCAAGGUACUACAAUCAGUCUACUGUCUGCAUGAGUUUUAUUCGACACCUCGAAUUUCUACUGGGACUACGUAUUUAGCGCCUGAAAUAACAGAAUGUUUGCAAAAGUCAUUGCUCGAAAUCAAAUCAGAUAUGGCAUCCAUCAUAGCUGAAAAUUUUAGCAUAAGGGAGGCGCCAACGGUCGAAAUAGAGACUCAACCCGAAUGCGCAGUGGACGAAGAUCCGAAUCAGGCGGCGUAUCUAGAGGAGCUUCAAGAUGACGAGGAAAGAUUUGAGUUCGAAGAAGAUGACAAUGUAGAGCCACCGCAGGAUACAAUUCAUGAACGUGUAAUAGACCUUUGUGAGACGAUAUUAGACUGCUUAAAUUCACCUAGCCGUGUUGAAACACUAUGUCAAGAGUCAGGAAACGAGCCCGAACCUGAACCAGCUUCUCUGGAGGCUGCGUUCCGUACGCUAAGUACAUCCAGCUCGCUCUCAGGUUUCCAAAUGGCUGUUGAGCUGCUCAAUCAAACAAUGUACACCGCCGAGAAGUUUAACUCUUCCAAAACCUGCAAAUUGCUUAUCCCACACAUGAAGCAGAAUAAAAACUUCUUCCGUACUAUAAAAGUGGGCAAUAUGACUCAAACCAUUGACGAAGGUCUCACACUGAGAACAAUGGUGUACUCUACUCUUCUACAAAUUAUCGCCCGCGAAGAGCGCAAAAACUCCAUCGACUACAUAGUGACGUGCAAUAUCAUUAAAGAAACCGUAACUCGUGGCAUUAAAGAUUCUGACUACACAAUAAACGAUAUAUCCUUGAAGAUCUUGCAACUUCUUCUCCCAAAAACUUACAACAGGAUUCUCGGAUUAGACUCCGAAUGGUACAAUGAAACAAUCCACCAAAAAGCUAUUACAAACAUCAAGAAAGCAUACAGCAGGCUGGAAACAUUAUCAGCCACUGAAGACACAUCCAGCAGCAUCUCUGUCAUCCAUCAAUUUGAAUCACUGUUUUCAAGCAGUUACCCAGCUAUGAAGUGA
Molecule: messenger RNA, 1827 nt
Organism: Zygotorulaspora mrakii
Lineage: Eukaryota; Fungi; Ascomycota; Saccharomycetes; Saccharomycetales; Saccharomycetaceae
Gene: LAG2
Product: Lag2p
Exons: 1
Coding region: 1-1827 (608 amino acids)
Source: RefSeq, a predicted model, not a curated record